Bursaphelenchus xylophilus (pine wood nematode) is the source of this 612-nucleotide messenger RNA. The record is from the annotation of a GenBank genome assembly. Lineage: Eukaryota; Metazoa; Nematoda; Chromadorea; Rhabditida; Aphelenchoididae.
AUGGGACGUUUUUUGCCACUGGAUCAGGUCCCUCACUGUAAAACACUUUUCAGCAUAAAAACGACUCUGAUUUCCAUUGGCAGCCACUCGUAUAACGAGAAAAACUUCCGAACAAAGAUCAACGCUUCGACCAGCGUGUAUUGGAGAUUUGAUGUGCCCGCAGUCCUCUUCGACGGCAAUAAAUAUAGCGCUGACUUUGAUGCCAUUCUCACCACAACGAAAGAUGUGAUCGUCGUCCAGAACACGCUUUAUUCUCGACUCCUCCGCAAACUUGGCGCCAAGCUUGAUCCAAAACGCAAGCAAUACGUCGUGGAAUGCGGACAGAAUUACGACAUCAAGCUGUUAAUUGGAGGAGCCGAGAUUCCCAUUCAAUUCGGCGCUUAUACCGAGAGGACUCAGGGGAAUGAGUGCCGUCUGAAGGUCGAAGGCAGCUUACGCAACCAGCUGAUUCUGGGAGCGCCCUUCUUUACAAACAACGGGAUUUGUUUGGACUACGAUAAUAACUCAAUUGAUUUCUAUGACUCGACCUUGCACGAUGAGCUUGAGUUGGUCAGCGGAAUCAGCGAAAAUAAUGGGACGUUCAAGUCGGUUGUGGUUGAAAACCUGAAGUGA